This is a messenger RNA of Racocetra persica, 639 nucleotides long. Lineage: Eukaryota; Fungi; Glomeromycota; Glomeromycetes; Diversisporales; Gigasporaceae. The record is from the annotation of a GenBank genome assembly.
AAAGUAAUUGAAAUUAAACAAAUUGGUAAAAGAUAUGGCGAUAAAACAGUUUUAAAUAAUAUUUCUUUUGUAGUUGAAGAAGGAACUAUUACUGGGUUUAUUGGUCCCAACGGAGCUGGCAAAACAACCACUCUCAAAAUAAUGAUGCGGUUAGUACUAGCCACUCAGGGUGAUGUCUAUAUUAAUGGUCGCUCCGUCAAAAAUGACCCUACUUUUAACGAGCGUUUGGGUUUUAUUCCGGCCGAGCCCAGAUUUCCCAAUCUGACAGUAGAAAAAUAUAUAUUAGAUUGUGCUUAUCUACGGGAUGUUGCCAAGGAGGAAGUGCUGAGAAAACUUUCUAAUUCUCCUUUGAAUCAGUUUCGUUAUCACAAUUUGCUACUAAUGGAUGAACCUUUUAAUGGUCUGGACCCAGAUUUUCGCAAACGACUAUUUGAUAUUCUGGUUAACAUUAGAAAAGAAGGCGGAACCAUUUUUCUUUCCACCCACAUUUUGCCUGAUUUACAGCGAAUGGCCCAAAAUGUAGUAAUGAUUAGAAGAGGAAAAAUCGUUUACAAAGGACUGAUGACCGACGAUAUUGAAAAAACUUACGAAGAAUAUUUUAUUGAGGAAGGCCAAGACCACGGACUAUUUGAAUUAUAA